GAAAACGGCUCAGCUGCCUUCCUGAGAGCCUGCAGAGUGUGUGAAGAGGAAGACAGAAAUGGCCUCCACCUUCAGCCCCAGAGAGUGUAAAUUGUCCAAACAAGAGGGCCAGAACUAUGGCUUCUUCCUGCUUAUUGAGAAGGACACUAAUGGCCACCUGGUCCGGGUGAUCGAGAAGGGGAGCCCCGCAGAAAAAGCAGGGCUCCUGGAUGGGGACAGAGUUCUCAGGAUCAAGGGUGUCUUUGUUGAUAAGGAAGAGCACACACAGGUGGUGGAUCUGGUCAGAAAGAGCAGGAAUUCAGUGACUCUGAUGGUUCUGGAUGGAGACUCCUACGAGAAGGCUAUAAAAAAACAGGUGGACUUGAAAGAAUUGGAUCUGAGCCAGAGGGAGCCAGCUUUGAAUGAUAAGAAACCAGGUCCUGUGAUGAAUGGGGCAGUGGAGACGUGCGCCCAGCCAUGGCUCUGCUACCUGGUGAAGGAGGGCAGCAGCUUCGGCUUCUCUCUGAAAACCAUCCAAGGCAAAAAGGGCGUGUACCUGACUGACAUCACACCUCAGGGAGUGGCCAUGAGGGCUGGGGUCCUGACCGACGAUCUCUUGGUUGAAGUGAACGGAGAAAACGUAGAGAACGCCAGUCACGAGGAAGUGGUGGCGAAGGUGAAGAAGGCGGGGAGCUGUAUCGUGUUCCUCCUUGUGGACAAGGAGACUGCCAAGCACCAUGAUGAACAGAAGACACAGUUCAAGAGGGAAACGGCCAGUUUGAAACUGCUGCCCCACCAGCCCCGGGUGGUGGAGAUCAGGAAGGGAAGCAAUGGCCAAAAAGCCUACAGCCAAAAAGGCUUUAGUUUCUGUCUCCUCACGCCUUAUAUACCUUUCUCUGCCUAG
Molecule: messenger RNA, 883 nt
Organism: Peromyscus leucopus (white-footed mouse)
Lineage: Eukaryota; Metazoa; Chordata; Mammalia; Rodentia; Cricetidae
Product: Na(+)/H(+) exchange regulatory cofactor NHE-RF3-like
Exons: 1
Coding region: 59-883 (274 amino acids)
Biological process (GO): protein localization to plasma membrane
Cellular component (GO): apical plasma membrane
Molecular function (GO): protein-membrane adaptor activity; protein binding
Source: RefSeq, a predicted model, not a curated record